AGGAUACCUCGUGGCAUCAACCAAUCACCUAUGCCCUGUGUGAUAGUGGCGGAGGCUCUCGAGCUCUGACCUAUACCAUGGGCUGCUAUCGGGCUUUGACCAUGCUGAAGCACAUGGAGAAGUUCCAGUCCGUGAGCAGCGUCUCGGGCGGCACCUGGGGCACCAGCAUCUACAUGUUCGGCGCGACGUUCAAGGGCUCGCCGGUGUCCAACACGGAGCUGCUGGGGACACCACUCAAUCCCCCGGACUGCACGCUGGCGAGGCUACAGGAGGCGGUGCCGGCCAUCGCUUCGGGCAUCGUGGAGGGAGAUUCGGACAAGAUCCUAGCAGAGCUUGGGGUCGAAUUCUUGGGCAGGGAAUGGGAGGUCUGGCCUCAUGUCAUGUCACGCUGGCUCUACCGCUAUUUCGAUGACCUCAAGAGCUUUGACAACUACACAGCGGUGGACGCCGCGCAGAUCGCGAAAAUCAAAGAGCAGAAUCCGCAACUGGAGAAGAAGCCCUUCCUGUCGAUGCGCGCGGACCGCCGCACCCAGGCGUACACGAUGUGUUGCACGAUGUUGUCCCCCGAGGGCCGCCUGGCCACCGAGAGCAACGCGGUGUCGUUGCAAAUGGCGGCCAAUCGGACGGGGAGCCCCUUCUACCCCGACAAUGCGCAGGUGAAGUACCAGAAGGCACCCAUUUGCCCCUGUGACAAGUGCUGCUACAAGUGCUGCACCAUCACACGCACGGUGGGCGGUGGCUUUGUGGAGAGCUUCGCCUUCGGCGGAGAGGCACCCAACGCCAAGGGGCAGAUGGGUGGCCAAGGUGUCAAGGUGGGCGCGCCGGCGAAGCCCUUUGCUUUGCCCUACAUGGCUGGCAUGAGCAGCUGGGCGCCGGGCGGCGUCAUGGACAGCUCGGCGGUGUUGGGGGAGCUGGGCAACCUCCGCCAGAAGUAUUGGCCCGUGACGUCUCCGCAUCUCCCGAAGGCGCAGAAGGCCCUGAUGUACGAGUUCGGCGACGGCGGCCUGAUCGACAACUCCGGCGUGUUGUGCCAACUGCAGCGCGGCGCCCCGAAGUUCGUUUGGAUCGCCACGGCCUGGUCAGCCUUCAGCACUACCUAUGACUGGGCAAAUGCCACAGUGGAAAAUUUUGAUCCCAUAGCGGCGGGGGUGGUCGACCAGCUCUACGUGCUCUUCGGAUACAACACGACGUCGGAAGGCUAUUUCUACGCGAACGAUCAGGUCUUUGAAAAAGACCUGCUGCUGCCGAUGUGCAAAGAGCUCCGUGCGCUGGCGCUGUUGGGGAAGCCUGCCGUGCUCAAGAAGACCAUGAGGGUCCUGCCGAAUGAGUGGUGGGGCAUCGUGGGGAACUGUGAGGUGGAGUACAUCAUCAUUUACCUACAGGCCUGUCAGGAUUUCCAAAAGGCGUUGCCCGCGGAGACCCAGGCAGAGAUCGCCAAAGGAAGCGAUGGGAUGUUCAACAACUUCCCCAUCUAUUCCACGACGGGCAACAACUCGGGAGACGCCCUGGGGCUCACCACACCCCAGGUGAAUCUGUUGGCCGCGCAGGCGCAGUACUCCGUGGUGGUGAACGCGGCGCUCUUCAACGAGCUUCUGGGCUCCUAUCCGGACCAGACGGACGUCUGAGCUGGAGUGCGAGUCCGGAGCGGAGACGCCUUCGAUUUCUGCCGGUGAGGCUUUUUCUUGACGACGCGAGGGCAGAGGGGCAGAGAAAGUGAAAGUCUGAGGCAAAGUUCUCGACAGCGGGGGGCCGUUGCCCUCAAGACUUGCAGCUGAAAGAGGUGGGGUGUAAUGGCUAGC
Durusdinium trenchii is the source of this 1799-nucleotide messenger RNA. Lineage: Eukaryota; Dinophyceae; Suessiales; Symbiodiniaceae. The record is from the annotation of a GenBank genome assembly.